GCUGACAGCUGCAUCCUAAGUUGACAGGCCAGUGUGUGUUUGUGUCACUGUCAUCUGCAGCCGCACCAGGAGAGCACAGAGAACACGCUGCCAACAUCACUCACCGCGCUUUUUCUCUUCCUCUUCUCACCGUGGGUUUCACGCUGUGUUUACUUUUUAAUGUGAGUCCCAAAGCCUGCCAGCCUUCUGCAUUGUUCCUAUAACCCUUGCCUUGCUACUUAACAUUGCUUCUUCAUCUGCUUUGUCUUUACCACUGAAACCCACGGUCCUGAAGCCGCUCAUUGCUCCCCCAUUUUCACUUUCUACACCCAAUUUUCACCUUUUAUUUAUUUAUUUUUGUCACAAUAGAGAACCUGCAAAAAUUGUCCAUGCACCCUCAUCCUGUGCCUCCUCCCAUUUGUCACGGCGGUUUAUUUGCAUACUAGCAAUUUGUCUUCCUUUCAAACAAUUUGAUCUAUUUCCUUUCUUCAGCCGGGGAGAAACUCUGAAGACUUUAAUACAUUAGGGAUCGACGAACAUUUGGUUAAGAAAACUGACACAGCAAGUCUGAGAAGGGAGACUCCUUCUAUAUAUUAUAAUAUUCAGAACCAGGCAGAAGAACAUGUCUCGGCGGAGUAAACGACUUGGGACACUGGAACAAGAGGAUGAUCGGAUCAGCACCAGCAGUAUGGAGAGUCACUCCUUAUACAAAGAAGGCCCUACAAGGAGCCUGAGGAGAAAAGUGACCACCCUAAAAAAUGCACCGACCCCUCGCCAACCCACUCAUCACGCGCACUACAGCGAGACAAGCACCUACAUUACCAGAGACAAACUGGGACAGUCUUCAGAGCUACCAGAGACAGACUAUGAUGCCUCCUACUGGGGAGACAACUUAGUGAGCUCACGUGUUGGCUUGGAGAGGUCAUACCAGAGCAAAAACAGUGUCAAGGAAACACAACCCUCUUACGACAAGUCUACGUCAUCUUCUGGCUAUUCCUCUGAGGAAGAUAAUACAGGCCGGCCUGGGUCCUGUGAAGAUGGUACACGUGUUUCCCGCUGGAAAAGCAUGGCCAAGAGUGUUGCAAAGCUGCCUGUGCUCCUGUUCUACUUCCCAGGGCACGUGUUUAGUCUCCUGUACUGGUGGCUUGGUACCACGUGGUACCGUCUUACCACCUCCGCUUCACUCCUUGAUGUCUUUAUCUUAACCAGGCAUUAUAGUGUCCUCAAGAAAGCCAUGGCUAUCCUGCUCCUUCUGCUCUUAUUAGCUCUGGUUUGCACAGGAUUAUGGCAUUACUAUCCCUAUGGGCUCAGCGGUUUGACUAUCAUCCCUACAUCAUUAUUUUCUGCAAAGCACACACCCACAGAAGAGAGCUUCCCACUGAAACCAGAGCAAACAAGAUCACAAGCACAAUCUUUUUUUUCUGAGCAGGCAGAGUUUAUCUCUCGUAUGGAGACACUGGAGAGAAAGUUCCACAGUCUGGAGAAAGGACUGACCUUGCUCCAACAACAGAACAUAGCAAAACCCAGGGAAGCAGAGGUUCCAACAGACGCUGGUAUUAGUCGGGAAGAAGUUGUGCAGAUUUUUGCAGACCUGUCCAGUGAUAGGGAAGCUGCAUUGGUGGAGGGUAUCUUGCAGCAAGGGGCCAAAAAGGCCAAGAAUGACUUAAGGAACCUUAAAGAAGAGCAACAAGGAAACAUUCAGGAGGUUGUACAGAAAAUGCAUAAUAUGUUCAAGGAUGUGGAAGCAGAUAUUUUACAGCUCAAGACAGAUAUGAAAAGUUCAGCCACAGAUGACUUGAACAAGAACCUCAUGGAGGUAGAGGGAAAACUAAGUGGUGACCUUCUGGAAAUAGAAGAACAACUGAAAGCCGUAAAAAAAACUCAAGGGGAUUUGUCACAGAAAGUGGAAGCUUUCCCAAAGCAAAUACAGGGUGUAAAAGAUGGAGUAGAAUUACUCUUUCCAAAAUGGUUCCAAACUCAAAUGGAAGCAGAGGAUAAGAGAACUGGGCCUCUUUCUGAUCUCUUUCUGCAUCGGGAUGAGCUCCAAAGACACUUGGUAGAGCUAGAGAGGAAGAUUUUGGCUGGAAUAGCAACAGAAAGGAAUGCAUGGGCAGCUCAUGCUCACACCUCUGUAGACAGGGAGUUGCAGGCAGGAGGACUAUCUGGGAUAACCAGAGAGGAGGUCCAUGACAUUGUUAAUCGUGCAAUCCAAAGAUACAGUGAGGACCGGAUUGGGUUGGUGGAUUAUGCUCUGGAAUCUUCAGGAGCCAGUGUCAUAAACACAAGGUGUUCUGAAACAUUUGAGACUAAGACAGCUCUUCUCAGUCUGUUUGGUGUCCCCCUCUGGUAUCAGUCCCAGUCUCCACGAGUCAUUCUUCAGCCUGAUUUGAACCCAGGGAAUUGCUGGGCUUUCCGAGGGUCUCAAGGUUACGCAGUUAUUCGCCUGUCCAGCCGUAUCCGCCCAACAGCAGUGACUAUUGACCACAUCCCUCGCUCCUUGUCACCUAAGGCGACCAUUUCUAGUGCACCCAAGGACUUCUCUGUCUAUGCUUUAGAGGAAGAGUCACAGAAAGAAGGACUUCUGUUGGGAAAUUUCACCUAUAACCAGUAUGGAGAACCAAUACAGACCUUUUCCAUACAGAGAGGAGACAUAUCCACGUAUCAGCUGGUGGAACUGAGGAUUCAGAGCAACUGGGGCCAUCCGGAAUACACCUGUAUUUACCGUUUCCGUGUUCAUGGGGAGACAGAGGAGUAGAGGAUUGUUCAGUGCCAGCCUUCAACAGGACAACUGCAGCAACAUGCAGGAGUUACACUCUGUGUAUCACAGAGCCCCCACUCCCUGCCCAUUAUUACAGGCUUCUCCUAUGUGGAUCUAGUCUGAGUCCAGCCAUAUUCUCCAAUAUAGAUUCCUGGGACCUAUUGCCAUGCUUCACCAGCUAAAAAUCAGAAGGCUUUGUGCUUUAGCCUCUAAUAAGCUUUGAAUGCAUCUUGAAAUCUUACAAAACAAAGUUAUUUUGCUACAUAAAGCAAGUUAAGUAAUAAGCAAAGUAUUUCUAAGUAAUUCCAAGGAAUUGGAUUGGAGACAAGCGUGUAACUAUGUAGGAAACUUUUCUACUAGCCAGAGAGGAAGGUGUCCCAUACAAACAUGUCCAUAGGAAAAUGUUAUGCCACUGAGAAUAAUUAUUUAAUAAUAUAACAAUGUAAUGUGCAGGGACAGUGUUUGUAAUGGAAUGUUUCUCCUAAUCACUUCCACCCUAUGUUAUCAGUGCUGCCCGCUAUGCAUAGAAUGGACAGGCCUGAAUGAACAUUUAAUGCUUGUAAUUGCAGCCAAUGGCUAUUGAUGUCUCGUUGCUUUCAUUCUCCAGUUUACCAGAUACAGUUGGCGGCAGAACUGGUUUUAGAGUAGUAAAAAGAGACCAGGUGCUGUGGCCCCCAGCAUAAAAGGAAUUAUAUUUGGAACAAUUCUUAGAUAUUUUUAGUAUAUAUGUCAGGUACAGGCAAAGUGCAGUCCUCCAGCUGUUCUUGUACUUCAGUUAAACAGAAGUCCAGCUGGAGGGUUGCAGGCUGCAUAUACCUGAUGUAUAUCCUCCUCCCAGAUAUGGGCCCCAGGCUUCUCUCGCUCUAGUCUGGUAGAAGUAUAAAAGAAUCUCCGUUAAUAAGAAAUAACAAGUCACAUGACUAAAUUAGUUUUAGGAAGAUGUGUUUCAAACGCUGUGGUCUGGUUGUACUGGUAUAUAUAUAUAUAUUUGUUGUUGUUUCUUAAUUUGCACUUAACUGCCUGAGUUUAUGCACUGAUAAUUUAAUGCAAUGGACUGACCUCCCCCCAGGCAGUAUUACAUGUUGUCACAGUAUUAAAUACCCAGCCAAGCUGAAGUUCCGUACAUGAAGUUCUAAUUGGGUGUUCCACACUGGCAUCAUAAAAAUAGAAAAUAGGCAAUAGCACUGGAUAGUGAUCACUGCAGCUACAUCCAGACUAAUGAAUCCAACUCAUGCUCAACUUCCAUCCACAGCACUUUUCAGCAGCUGGAGGGCCGUAGGGUGGAUGCCCAUGGAAUUCUGUUUUUAGAAGCAAAUAGGUGUGUUCUUUUGUGUUUUCAACAAGGAUGUAAUUGUAAUGCCUGUGUAUGUCAUUAGGAAAUUAUAUUCAGUUUCACAUCUGCAGCAAUUUCAAGGGCCAGGUGAAGGACAGUCUAGAGAGGGCAUUUUCCCUGGACCCCCAGCACCACAAGGACAGCAAUCAUGUUUUAGGCUAAUGCCAAAAUGAUAUAUAUACUGUAUAUAUGUGUGUGUAUGUGCAGUAUUCGUGCUUUGUAUUUAAAUACCACACAAGAGUAUUCGUUACCAGCUUGUACAGAUUAUUACUAGAGCCUCUUUCUGGUGUAUGGGUUAGUGCCACGCAGUGGACUUCUACCAUCAGAUCUUGAUAUUUAGGUGCAGCUUAUUCUGGCGAGGAGUAAUCUACUCCAUGAUAUUUGAUAAGAAAUAGUAGUUAGUGUUUGCUGACGGGACUGUUAGUUAUGUGUGCAAGUGUCCUUCCAUACACAGGAUAUUUCAGCUGGAAAAAAGGACUUCAGCCUACAGAAUUGAUUAUAGGAUAUCUACAAUCCCACCCGCACUUUCUGUUGUAAAUGAAACAGGGGCCCAAGGCUGCACAAAUGGCAAUGGCAACCCGCUAUGUCUUUUUGGCUUUUUAGCAGGCAAGGCUGGGAACUAUAACCCAGAGCCAACAACAGAAUGACUGCUAAGAAUUGGUUAUAACUGGCAAAUAAAAUAGGGAGAGCUGAAUUGUUCUAAUGCUCCCAUAUAGAGAUCAUCCUACUGUAUUUACCAAUGUGUGGCACUGCAGUGGUUAUAGGGCCUUUCUACAGGGACACCCAUAAUUGUGGCAAGGCCGGCUUCUCUUCCUUCUUGCAGGGCUUGAGUUCUAGAAAUGUAUUGUAAAUGAUAAAUAAAAUGUUUCAAUUCUCAGAUG
Molecule: messenger RNA, 4951 nt
Organism: Xenopus laevis (African clawed frog)
Lineage: Eukaryota; Metazoa; Chordata; Amphibia; Anura; Pipidae
Gene: sun2.L
Product: Sad1 and UNC84 domain containing 2 L homeolog
Exons: 19
Coding region: 602-2734 (710 amino acids)
Cellular component (GO): nuclear envelope; meiotic nuclear membrane microtubule tethering complex; nuclear inner membrane
Molecular function (GO): protein-membrane adaptor activity
Source: RefSeq, a predicted model, not a curated record